Molecule: messenger RNA, 2459 nt
Organism: Eupeodes corollae
Lineage: Eukaryota; Metazoa; Arthropoda; Insecta; Diptera; Syrphidae
Product: trypsin-1
Exons: 3
Coding region: 1347-2360 (337 amino acids)
Biological process (GO): proteolysis
Molecular function (GO): serine-type endopeptidase activity
Source: RefSeq, a predicted model, not a curated record
CGACUUGUGCAGUAGGUAUCGCAUAGACCUCGCGGUCAAGGUCUUUUACGUGUUUUGAUUGCAUUAAGAAAACAAAAACAUUACCACUAUCGUUUAAAUACGAAAUAUAUUCUCAUAAUUUUCUUUUUUUAAUAAAAUUAAAUUAACAACAAUCAAAAACAACAAAUCUCGAAACUAUUAUCUCGUGUGUCGCGCGCUACUUUCGUUGAGUCAUUUAAUAAAAGUGAAAAUUUUAAGUUUGAAUUCGGUCAUAUUUGCAUAUAUAAAACCAAAGGGAGAAAGAGAAAUUGUAUAUGUUGCGACUUUAGUUGGAAUUUCAGUGACAAAAUGGAUACGAACCGAUCAAAUGUGAAUUUAUCACAAAACCAAGUUCGCUGCUCAGCUCUUUUGUUUUAGAAGUGCGUAAAUGUUACACAAAGUUGUUUUACACUGAAUGUUUGUGCAAAUUUAAGUCAAAUCUUUUAAAAAACAGUUGAAUGAACCAUUGAAUGCAACAAAAAUUGUAUGAGUUGUUUUUUUAUCGUAUAAAUAAACGAAUAAUUUGAAAAAGUGAAAAGUGAAGUUGUGCCUUUGAGAGAUUACUCAACAUUAACAGGUUGCGGUUGUUAUGGGCAUUUAAGUCUUGCUGUAAUUUUAACAUUGUCAAAGUGAACAAAUCUACAACAUCGAGUUGCUUACCGGUCUGUGGCGGUGGAGCGAACGAACGAAAGUGAAAUUAAAUAUUGCGCACUCACAGAAAGCUCUCAGUGCGGUUUGGUGUGAUAAACAAGCAGAAACAUAGUCCAUAAUCAUAAGCGGAACUACCAGUCUUCUGAGCUUCGGCGACUUUAUCAUCGCGCACCGCGCCGACUUUGCCGUUGAUCACCCGCCCAAUCGAGUUACAAUUUAACUGAAUAUUAACGGUUUUGUUUCGUUGGUCAAGCGUUCCCAGUUCGGUGGUAGCUACCGAAACACUCGGACAAAGACGUGUUAAGUGCGUAGAAUCGUCGUUGUUGUUUUGUUUAUAACAUUCGUUUUUUGUGUUCUUUUUCGCCGAUUCGUGGAGUUUCAUUCGAAAAGUUGUGGUCCUUCUUGAAAUAGAAGUCACAAUCUAAUAACUUAUAGCUUAUAGCUUAGCAUAAACAUUCAAUUAAAUAAGAAAUAAUGCACUAGGGAGUGUGCGUGCGUGAUUUUAAGCUGUAAUGCAUCUAUCCAAUGUGAGUGUCAAGAUUAAUGAGACUUACGAUAAUUAUUAUUACCUAAUGGUAUUUCCAUAUGUAUUUUAUAAUUGUAAAACUAUCCUAAAUUUAUUUAAAAAAAUAAACAAUUAGUAAUAAAUUAUUAUCAAUUUAAAAUCGGAAAAGAAAAUGACUAUUAAUCGCAGUGUAAACUGGUGUUGUUUGUUUUCAAUUGUCUUCUUAGUUAUUUCUUGUGAAUUUUCUGUGAUAUUGGCAUUCAAUGAUAGUUUUGAAUUAGAUUAUGAUUCAGCACAAACAUCCGAAACAAACAGAUCUGGACGUUUUUUGUUUGAUUCGAUUUUUGGAAUAGGAGCUGGGAUAAGCAGUGCAUUGGGAUAUGAGACCACUGAUGGUGAUGAGGAUGCAAAUGUUGAGAGUCUUGUAAAGACUUGUGAUUGUGAUUGUGGAUAUUCGAAUGAAGAAAUACGGAUUGUUGGUGGUAAGCCUACAGGCGUCAAUCAAUAUCCAUGGAUGGCUCGAAUAGUGUACGAUGGUAAAUUCCAUUGUGGCGGUUCACUUCUGACCAAAGACUAUGUCAUAACAGCGGCGCAUUGUGUGAAGAAGCUGCGAAGAUCGAAAAUUCGUGUCAUCUUCGGCGAUCAUGAUCAACACAUUACCACAGAGUCCAAGGCGAUACAAAGAGCCGUCACCACAAUUGUGAAACACCGCAGUUUCGACCCGGAUACCUACAACAACGACAUUGCCCUGUUGCGCCUCAGAAAGCCUAUUGUCUUUUCAAAAAUCAUGAAGCCCAUUUGCUUGCCUCGACUCAACUACGACCCAGCUGGUAGGACGGGCACUGUCGUCGGCUGGGGACGCACAUCCGAAGGCGGAGAACUACCGGCGAUAGUUAACCAGGUUAAGGUGCCGAUUCUAACGAUUACCGAAUGCAGGAAUCAGCGAUACAAAAGCAGUCGAAUAACCUCGAGUAUGCUGUGUGCGGGCAAAUCGAAAAUGGACUCUUGCCAGGGUGACAGUGGUGGACCACUUUUACUCUCAAACGGAGUCAAGUACUAUAUUGUGGGAAUCGUGUCGUGGGGUGUUGGAUGUGGACGCGACGGAUACCCUGGGGUUUAUACAAGAGUCAGUAAAUUUAUUCCGUGGAUCAAGGCGAAUUUGGAGAACACAUGUUUGUGUACAUAACAAAUGGAGAAUAUUUGAUUUUUGCUUUUGUAAAUUUGUACAAGUUAUAUUCAAUGAUUUUAUAUUUAUUUUGAAAUUAAUGAAUCCUAAGAAAAUAAA